AUGCUAAGGGAAGACAGAGGCGCUAACGAAGACAUCGUACCAGGCAGGCACGGUAAAACACCAGUGGCGUGGGAGAAGGUGGCAAGUGGCAUCAAUGCAGCUUUGCCAGCGUGUACAGCAGACGGCAAAGUAUGUCGAAGACCGUUUGGUGCUCUACAUGACGCCUUUCGUCGCGAAGAGAAGGAAUCUCUUCGAGCUUCGGGGACUUCGGAGGAGUACACAGAACGCGAGCAGCUGCUGACGGAUCGGACAGAGCUGGAGAAAGCAGACAAAACCGAAAAGGAAAAGCGUGAUGCAGAGGCUCGUGAGGCGGCAACCGCCGAAGUAGUUAGAGAUGCUUUAGUGGGAUUACGUCGUACUCGCUCAAGUAGCCCAGAAUAUGAGCAACAGACAACAACACCGCCUUCAAAACGAUCCAAGCAAUCUCACACCGAGCGCAGUUCCGACUAUCUUGAAGGAAAGGCUGCUGAGCGAAAAGCUCGAGUAGAAGGAAGGCAACAGCAGCAUGCUCUUGAAGAACGCUGCCUUGAUAUUGAAGAACGCAGACUGAACCAUGAGCGCGAACGGAACAAGCAAGAACGAGACCGCAACGACAAAUUCAUGGCAAUGAUGUCGUCGAAGAUGCACAUGAUGGCAAAGCUAAUUGGAAACGAUAGCACACGGAAAAUAAUUGAGUGA
Molecule: messenger RNA, 678 nt
Organism: Phytophthora nicotianae INRA-310
Lineage: Eukaryota; Oomycota; Peronosporomycetes; Peronosporales; Peronosporaceae
Exons: 3
Coding region: 1-678 (225 amino acids)
Source: RefSeq, a predicted model, not a curated record